Messenger RNA from Nezara viridula (southern green stink bug), 4619 nucleotides. Lineage: Eukaryota; Metazoa; Arthropoda; Insecta; Hemiptera; Pentatomidae. The record is from the annotation of a GenBank genome assembly.
GUAUAAGGAAGCCGCACCCUGCUCAGAUAGUGGCUAGAGACUUGUUUCAGUAGUUUGUAAGGACCAAUUGUAGUUAGAUUUGUAUGAAUCUGUGACAACGAAUGGUUUAUAGAGACUCGCUUAAAUGUGAUCAAUCUAUUUGAACUGUGAUCGGUUGAAUUGAGUCGUUCCGGUGGAUCGUGGAAACACCUUGCAGUUGACGGCUGAGGAGCUGGCAGGAAUACAGUUUAAUUGUUUGGAUUUGGAGCUCCGGUCGGCCGGUAGAGUGCAAGUAUGAAUGAGUUGGACAGCUUAAGACAAGAAGCGGAAACAUUAAAAAAUGCAAUACGAGAUGCACGUAAAGCAGCAUGCGAUACCAGCCUCGUGCAGGCGACGACCAACAUGGAACCAAUUGGUCGGAUCCAGAUGCGAACAAGGCGGACCCUUCGGGGCCACCUUGCGAAGAUCUAUGCUAUGCAUUGGGGAUCAGACUCUCGGAAUUUAGUCUCUGCCUCCCAAGACGGAAAAUUGAUUGUCUGGGACAGUUACACUACCAACAAAGUGCAUGCUAUCCCACUUCGAUCAAGUUGGGUCAUGACAUGCGCUUAUGCUCCCUCAGGAAGCUACGUUGCUUGCGGGGGAUUAGAUAAUAUUUGUUCAAUUUACAGCCUCAAGACAAGAGAGGGUAACGUACGAGUCAGUCGCGAACUGCCUGGCCAUACUGGCUACCUGUCGUGCUGUAGAUUCCUAGAUGAUAAUCAGAUAGUGACCAGUUCUGGCGACAUGUCCUGUGCAUUAUGGGACAUCGAAACUGGCCAGCAAUGCACAUCCUUCAUUGGUCAUACCGGAGACGUCAUGUCACUAUCCUUGUCUCCAGACAUGCGCACAUUCGUAUCGGGUGCUUGCGACGCAUCUGCUAAGCUGUGGGAUAUUAGAGAAGGAACCUGUAAGCAAACCUUUCCAGGUCAUGAAUCAGAUAUCAAUGCAGUAACUUUCUUCCCGAAUGGGUUUGCAUUCGCUACGGGUUCUGAUGAUGCAACUUGCAGGCUGUUCGACAUCCGAUCUGACCAAGAGCUUGCUAUGUAUUCUCAUGAUAAUAUUAUAUGUGGUAUCACCUCCGUAGCAUUUUCAAAAUCUGGCCGGCUGCUCCUUGCUGGUUACGAUGAUUUCAAUUGCAAUGUUUGGGACAGCAUGAAGACAGAACGUGCAGGUAUUCUCGCUGGUCACGAUAACAGGGUCUCUUGCCUAGGUGUUACCGAAGAUGGUAUGGCUGUAGCCACAGGGUCUUGGGACUCAUUCCUUCGCAUCUGGAACUAGAUCUUAUCUAUCAUCUUACUUUUCCUUUUUUUUUUUCUUUUUUUUUUUUGGUCUAUUUGAGGUUAACAUGGGACAAGGAAAAAAAAAUCAUUUUAUAUAUUAAUAUAUAUAUACAAUUAAAUAAAUAUUAAGGGGAGUUAGAUAUUUAAAACGAACCCAAGAAAGUGUUGCGUUUAAAAGUACUUUUAUUUAAUUUUGAUUUUAAAGAGCGCAACUGGAAUCCCUGCCCAAAGAGAGUUUGUUCCCUUGUCACCUUUAUGUCAAGAUAUUGUUACGAGGAUUCCUCAGAACCCCUUCUUAAUUAAGUAAUAGUUCUUCGGCAGUUAUAUAUUUAAAAUAAAAUGAUUUGUGCAUUUCGCUAGUUAAUAUCUAUAUUCCAUAUUUGCUCUUAGUAUUUAUAUACAUUUUUAUAUUGCCAAUGCACAAAAUAAUUGCGCAACCUUAAAACAUACAUCCUAUAGAGAUUCAGACAAUUCGAUUAGAAAGUAGAAGAAAUUGUAUUCGUUUUUGUAAUCUCAUGUGUCAUAUAUUAUUGAUAAGCACAAGUUAAAAAGUAUAUAUACAUAUAUUCAUCAUAUUUUUAUUUCUUUGUUCCUUUAUUUUUUUAUUAUUUUUUUUUCAUCUUUCAUGUUAAAAAUAUUAGAAUAAUAUUUAUUAUAUUCAUUGUUUCCAUUUAUUUUAUUUUCCCUUAUGAAUACGUUGUUAAUAUUUGUAAUUUUCAGCAUAAGCUUGAUUAACAAAUGUGACGUUACGUAUCAAAUUUAUAUGUGUAAUAUUAUAUUUAUAAUCUAUUAUUAUUAUAUUUUAUGACUCUGUUACUUGAUUGUAGUUAUCAUCUUGCUGUAGUAUUUCAAAAAAAGGUAAUUUUUAAUGUAUAUUUUGUUCCCUAAAUGCCAGUUCUGUUAUGUCUUCAAAAUAAGUUUAAAAAAAAAGAAAAAAAGAUUAAAAACACUGCUAACUAUUCGUUCAGGGGAUAUAUGUACAAAGAUUGUAACUAAUAUUAAAGAGGAAACUUGUAGUACUAUUGAGGUUAUAUAAAUAUAUAUAUUAUAUAUAAAUAGGAUGAGCGGAGAUAGAGAGUGGGAUGAUAAAAAAGAAUUAAAUUCUGCAGACCCCUAAAAUUCAAAGAUCAGAAACAGGGACCAGUCUAUAAUACUUCCUCAAGCCAGGCUCUAUCAGAACUGCGUGCUAAUCCCAUCAUUGAAAGCUUUCCAAUGCAUUUUAUCUUCUUAUUUCGUUGUUGUUUUACCUUUUUUUAUUUAUUUUAUAUAUAUAAUAUAUCUCAGCGUGCGCUCUGUAUUUUAUUUUAGUCGUGUUACCUAUCUUUAGAAGAAGGUUGGUUCGAAUACUGCCAAUUUAUAUACAGGUCUUUUUGACCUUGACUUGAUAGCGUUUAUAUAUACAUAUAUAUGUGUGUAUAUAUAUAUAUAAAUAGCAUAUAUUAUAUUCACAUGUUUUAUGCACUAGAAUUAAAGAAAGUUGAAAUAAUUAUAUAGAAUAUUUUGUAAAUUGUUUAUCGCUACAUGUGUUGAUAUGUUGCCUCUUAGAAUACGAAGUGAUCUUUAUUUUAAAAUUUAAUUAUUUAUUUUACUUAUUAAUUUUCAUUCCGUGUUUCAAUUUCAUAAUGCUAUAUUAAAAUCCUUUUGCAUUUCUUUCCCACCUCGUAGAUCCAGACGUUAACCAGUUUUGUAUUUAAAUUUUAAAAACUAUGAAAGUUGCUUGUAUAAAUAUACAAAACCAGUAUGAAUGUGUUGAAAUUGGUCAAAUGAAUUAAAAACAAAUUAAUUAUAUUUAACAGUUAAAUUCGAGGGCCAAUGAAAAUAUGUCAAAAGAAUGAUAUUAAGUGUAUAGUAAUUAUACUUUAGAGUCAGUAAUGUGAUGAUGUACAACUGCCUAUAAAUAUAUAUAUAAAUAUAUAAUUUAAAACGUGGCGGCUCUCAUAGUUGUUGAGAGAAAGCAACUACAUGUGUAUUACUGUAUAACUUUCAUCGUAAUGAAUGAAUUUUCAUAGGUUUUAGAGUUAAAUGUGUGUAACGUUAUUAUUGUCAUUGUAUGAAUGGAUUAAAUAAGAAUUAAAUUUAAUAAACCUUAGGAUUUUAAAAGAAGAAAAUGUGAAAGUUAAAACAAAAGAUAAGUAAGCUGGGACCCCUUCAGGUUCGUGUAAAAAAAAAAAAAAAAAAAGAGAGGGCUAGGGGAAGAAGCGAGAAGAUCACUCGGCAUGUCAAGGGCAGGUCAACUCGGGCUCAGGGUAUUUCUUGCCUUUGCAGUCUGGGCUCCUCUAUAUCACUGUACAUUCUACUCUAAAUGUAGUCACAACAAGAAAAAUACAAAAAAAAAAAUUAAAAAUAUCUUUAAAAAAUAUCAAAAAAACCUUCUAAUAAUAAUAUUUAGCAGCUCCCACACUGGCUUCACUCUUUGCGCUGUUUGUACAUGUUUUUAAUUUAUAUAUAAAUAAGUAAGGAAAGAUAGAGAGGUUGCAAGUGAGAGAGAGUGUAUUUUUUAAAUUGUAAUUAUAAAUGAUGUGUUAUUAACGAAUAUGGGUGUCAAAAGUUAUGCCUUAAAGGUUGUGUGAAUGGGGUUAUAACCCCAUCUAUUUUAUUAAUAUUUCUGUUUUUCUUUUAUAAAAAUUCCUAUCCGAUAGCAUGCCGUUUCUAUGUUUUGUUUACUAGUACAUUUUAACAUUUAAUGAACAUAUGGAGAUGUACUGGAAAAACAAAAAUAUGUAGAGAUAGAUCAACUUGAUAUUGUAAUUAAUCAGUUGUGAUAUUUUUUGUUUACAAGGAGUCUUAGUAUUUACUUUGCAUAGUUUCUUUCUUCCCCUCAUAUCUAUUUUAAAUUGGAUGAAUAUUAUUAUAGCAACAAGUGCAGCCGAAGUGUGCUAAACAUGCUGUGGGAUAAACACAUGCAUCAGCAUAUUUGUUGUGUACAUACUGGUUCUCAUUCUCUUUUAAUAGUGUUACGGAAUAUGUAGUUUGUGUUCUCUUUUUGUAUUGUGAAAUAUAUUAUAAAAAUGAGCAGUUAAAUUCGCAUACUGUUAGCUUAUGAAUGACUGUGUUUCAUCGUGAUUUGUCUUGUAAAGUAUAACAAUCUCACUUGUCCAAUAAAGCUACUUGUCUUUAUUUAAUAAUUUAUUUCAUUCCUUUGUUAUUCUACAAUCUUAUGUAGUUAUCAAUUAAGUGCAUCAGAGAUAGCCAUUGUAAAACUAUUUGUUAGAAUUGUAACCGUUAAGAUUUUACAUGAAUUAUAUUCAAAGUGAUGUAAUUUUUUUUUUUUUUUGUUAAUAUAUUAUUUACCAGAGAUAAAAUAUCAACUUUUUUAAAUAA